This is a messenger RNA of Mercurialis annua (annual mercury), 1029 nucleotides long. RefSeq lists its product as uncharacterized. The transcript has a single exon. The coding region runs from base 56 to 733 and encodes 225 amino acids. The record is from RefSeq and is a predicted model, not a curated record. NCBI's taxonomy places the organism in Eukaryota, Viridiplantae, Streptophyta, Magnoliopsida, Malpighiales, Euphorbiaceae.
UCAACAUCAAUUGCUAAAACAAACCAACUCAAAGAAACAAAACUAAAUUUCAAACAUGUUUCACCGCAGUUUCUUCCUCUCAUUGCUAGUAACACUAGCAACCAUACAUGGUAGCUACGCAGUAGACUAUACCGUGACGAACACGGCAGCCUCGACUUCUGGUGGAGCGCGUUACUCGAGAGAAAUUGGAGACGCAUACAGCAAACAGACCCUAGCAUCCGCCACUGAUUUCAUAUGGAAACUAUUCCAAACACCGAAUCCUGCCGAUCGUAAAAAUAUAGCAACAGUCGGCCUAUUUAUCGACGACAUGGACGGAGUUGCAUACGCAAGCAAUAAUCAAAUCCACUUUAGUGCACGAUAUAUAGGAGGCUAUUCCGGAGAUUUAAAAAGGGAAUUCAACGGCGUUCUUUAUCACGAAAUGACACAUAUUUGGCAAUGGAACGGUAACGGUCAAGCUCCCGGAGGAUUGAUUGAAGGAAUUGCUGAUUAUGUGAGGCUAAAAGCGAACUACGCGCCGAGUCAUUGGGUUCAGCCGGGACAAGGGACUAAGUGGGAUCAAGGUUACGAUGUUACAGCUAGGUUUUUGGAUUAUUGUAAUGGUCUUAGAAAUGGAUUUGUUGCUGAACUAAACAAGAAAAUGAGAGCUGGUUAUAGCAAUCAGUUCUUUGUUGAUUUGCUUGGAAAAUCUGUUGAUCAGCUUUGGAGUGAUUACAAGGCCAAAUAUGGAAACUAGAUUGGUCAAGAAUAUGGUGCAUUGUUGACUAUAUGUAUUAACUAAAUAAAAUUGCGUCGUAACGAUAUUAUCUACCUAGAAAUUUUACCUAGACGGGUAUUCAUAGAAAAUGCAUGGACCCAACUAAUCAAAUGUUUGAAAUGAAAAGUAAGAAAAAGUGAAAUUUUCCAACAUUUAAUUGAUCGGGUUUAUACAUCUUCUAUGGACUCAGCUUGGAUAAGAAUUUUCAUUAUCUUUAUUAAAUCUUAUAGUAAGUGUUUUACGUUUGUGGUCGUAAAGUUGCACUCCUUUCUGAA